AUGUCCUUGAGCAUUAAUUCUUACACGGACAACGCGCAGUUCCUCAUGGAUGCUGGUUUGGCGAUCCCGAAUUCCAAGAAUCUCAGCCUCCCUGAAGCAGCCAAUAUUGGAAUUGGUGUUGAGACCGCCGCUCUUAGAAUUCCCGGCGGCUGUAAGAUCCCACUUCCAGACCCUGAAAGCUUGCAUGUACUGAAAGAUGAAUGGGCGGUCGUUCUGGGAGGGGCGAGCAAUGUCGGGCGCUUUGGCAUCGAGCUUUCGAAACUCUGUGGUUACAAAGUGGUUGCUUCAUGCGGCGCAAAGUCCGUUGAGGUGGUGGUUUCCACUGAUGGAAUGUCAUUACAUGCCAUGAUUAUCGGUGUUUUGAAAGGUCAAAGCUACCGGUCCGUCAAUGCCACCUCACGAGAUUUCCAUGGUAUUACUUCGAGCACUUCUUUCGCCAAUCUUCUGCUAUCGUUGGCGAUUGCCGAGCCGCUCCCGAAACUAUCACCACAGCCAUUACCCUCACGCCACGAGAUAACACCCCUUUUGCGCCAUUAUUUCGACAACCUAUACACACAGCUGCCUUUCUUUGUCGAGACAAGUUUUUGGACGUCUGUAGAUGCCGUAUAUCAGUCUGGUGGUCGUUUCGCCAAGCCAUUUGAUCAUUGGAUCUUACGCCUUGUUUUAGCCACCUCUUCUGCGUCGACAUCAUAUCAGCCUGGCGAUGGAGAUCAUCAAAGGGCGUUAUCUUUGAUUUCUGGGGCGCUGAAAUACGCCGAAGAAGUUCUUCGCCCAGGAUCCGUGGUUGGCAUUCAAGGGAUACUGUUGCUUGCUCAGUAUUCCUUCCUCGACCCUAACCACUUCCGCAGUUGGUAUCUGGUAGGGACGGCCGUCCGAGCAAUGAUUGAUCUAGGCUUGCAUCAAGACCCUCCUUUGGAAGUAUUGUCUACUCCUGAUCGUUUAGAUGUUCGCCGGAUCGUCUAUCAUUGCGUCUACUGCUUGGAUAGGGGGGUAAGCACCGCGUUGGAGAGAACACUUUCCUUCUCUGAUGAAUCUGUCAAUGUCGCUUUACCCUCAGUUACCACAGCACCAGGCUUUGCUCUUGCAGAUUCGAGCAAUGUUUUCUUGCACAGUGCGCAACCUGCUUGGCAUAUGGUCAAAAUUCGGCAAAUAAUGUCCACUGCCUAUCAAAAUAAGUACUACUACGAGAACGAGGCAGCCCUCCCAAAUCCGACCUCCACCUGGAGCCUGUGCUACAAAGCCCAGGAAUGGCUCGACAAUGCUCCUCAGAACACUGCAGGGCCUUUUACUAUUUUAUAUACACUGGAGUCGCUCUACACGACUGUCAUCAUUCUAUCGCCCAUGCAUCGAUUUAUCGGGACAUCUGACUAUUCGAAGGUUCUGUUGUUCGAGCGUUGCAUGGAUUACAUCCGCAAACUUCACCAGAUUCUGGAAACGCCGAGCUUACUGCCAUUGAUGACAUAUCAUGACAUUCAGCGAGCAUACCAGGUCAGCAGCCGGUUUCUUGACCUCUUGGACAGACAUUCAGAACUCGUCUUGAAUCCCUCGGUGCCACCGCUUCCCAACAUCCCUUUUGAAACACCAGAGCCACCCAUCAUCAACAAUAAGGACCGCGUGAACUGUCACGCACGCGCGAUAGUGUGCCUGGAUUAUACUCAGGAUCUUCUCCAGUACUGCCUUAGAAAAUGGGGUAUCGCAACACUUCUUGAUACAUUCCAGGCAGUUUCAGCGUCUGCUCGAAAACGGCUUAUGCAGUCACCCGCGAUUUACAUACCAGGUGCAGGGCCUUAUGUGGCCGGACCACCCUUGCACCCAUCUGCGGGUGGUGGAUAUCCUGGCUAUGAUCUUGGCCAUUAUGGUCCAUGA
Molecule: messenger RNA, 1866 nt
Organism: Aspergillus thermomutatus
Lineage: Eukaryota; Fungi; Ascomycota; Eurotiomycetes; Eurotiales; Aspergillaceae
Exons: 4
Coding region: 1-1866 (621 amino acids)
Biological process (GO): positive regulation of transcription by RNA polymerase II; DNA-templated transcription
Molecular function (GO): zinc ion binding; sequence-specific DNA binding; DNA-binding transcription factor activity, RNA polymerase II-specific
Source: RefSeq, a predicted model, not a curated record